Sorex fumeus (smoky shrew) is the source of this 1356-nucleotide messenger RNA. It is a transcript of the gene CCNB2, whose product is annotated as cyclin B2. The transcript is spliced from 9 exons. Gene Ontology annotation, cellular component: nucleus; cyclin-dependent protein kinase holoenzyme complex; cytoplasm. Gene Ontology annotation, molecular function: cyclin-dependent protein serine/threonine kinase regulator activity. The record is from RefSeq and is a predicted model, not a curated record. Gene Ontology annotation, biological process: mitotic cell cycle phase transition; regulation of cyclin-dependent protein serine/threonine kinase activity. Lineage: Eukaryota; Metazoa; Chordata; Mammalia; Eulipotyphla; Soricidae. The coding region runs from base 73 to 1269 and encodes 398 amino acids.
UGCGGCGCUGCGGACGGGCCGGGCGGUAACGGCGCGGCGACCCCGCUCCCCUGCGUCUCCCCGCCGGCGCCCAUGGCGCUGCUCCGACGCCCCUCGGUAGCUACAGAUUUGGACAGCAUUGACACAGGAGUCAGUUCUAAAGUCAAGAACCAUGUGACCAUCAGGCGAGCAGUUUUGGAAGAAAUUGGAAAUAGAGUUACAACCAAAGGCGCACAAGUAGCUAAGAAAGCUCAGAACACUAAAGUUCCUGUUCAGACCUCCAAAGUAGCACAUGGCAGCAAGCAAGUGAAGCCCACGGCCUCUGUGAAACCAAUCCAGAUGGAGAAGCUGGCUCCGAAGCAGGCUCCCCCUGCGCCCCAAGACGUCUGCAUGAAGGAGGACACGCUGUGCCAGGCGUUCUCGGAUGCCUUGCUCUGCAAGGUCCAGGACAUCGACGCGGAGGACAGGGAGAACCCGCAGCUCUGCAGCGACUACGCAAAGGACAUCUACCAGUACCUGCGGCAGCUGGAGGCCCUGCAGUGCAUCAGCCCGCGCUUCCUGGACGGCAGGGACAUCAACGGGCGCAUGCGGGCCAUCCUGGUGGACUGGCUGGUGCAGGUGCACUCCAAGUUCCGGUUGCUGCAGGAGACGCUCUACAUGUGCGUGGCCCUCAUGGACCGCUUCCUGCAGGUGCAGCCCGUCUCCCGAAAGAAGCUCCAGCUGGUCGGCAUCACAGCGCUGCUCCUGGCUUCAAAGUAUGAGGAGAUGUUUUCCCCCAGUAUCGAGGACUUUGUCUACAUCACAGACAACGCCUAUACCAGCUCUCAGAUCCGAGAAAUGGAAACUCUGAUUCUGAAGGAGCUGAAGUUUGAGCUGGGUCGGCCUUUGCCGCUGCAUUUCUUGAGGCGGGCAUCGAAGGCUGGAGAGGUGGACAUCCAGCAGCACACGCUGGCCAAGUACCUGAUGGAGCUGACGCUCACUGACUACGACAUGGUGCACUACCAUCCAUCCCAGGUGGCGGCAGCCGCUUCUUGCCUGUCCCAGAAGGUUCUAGGCCAAGGAAAGUGGAACAUGAAGCAACGGCACUACACGGGCUACUCAGAGAACGAGGUUCUGGAUGUCAUGCAGCACAUGGCCAAGAACGUCGUGAAAGUCAACGAGAACCUCACUAAGUUCCUCGCCGUCAAGAAUAAGUAUGCAAGCAACAGGCUCCUGAGAAUCAGCACACUUGCACAGCUCAACUCCAAAGCCAUCCAAGAACUCGCCUCCCCUCUUCUGGGUCGCCCCUAGGCCAUGCCUGUCUGUCCGGGCCUUUCUGGAGUGGACUCCUGACUGUAUGUCUAGUCUUCUGGUCCUGUCUCACACCUAUUUUCUAAA